Puma concolor (puma) is the source of this 1269-nucleotide messenger RNA. The record is from RefSeq and is a predicted model, not a curated record. NCBI's taxonomy places the organism in Eukaryota, Metazoa, Chordata, Mammalia, Carnivora, Felidae.
AUGUUCCGCACGGUGUCCCCCAGCCGCACCUUCCUCCGGCUCCCCCUGCUGCAGUUGCUGCUGCUGGUACAGGCAGUGGGGAGGGGGCUGGGCCGUGCUAGCCCGGCCGGGGGCCCCCUGGAAGAUGUAGUCAUCGAAAGGUACCACAUCCCCAGGACCUGUCCCCGGGAAGUGCAGAUGGGGGACUUUGUUCGCUACCACUACAACGGCACUUUCGAGGAUGGCAAGAAGUUUGACUCCAGCUAUGACCGAAGCACCUUAGUGGCCAUCGUGGUGGGCGUGGGGCGCCUCAUCACCGGCAUGGACCGAGGCCUCAUGGGCAUGUGUGUCAACGAGCGGCGACGCCUCAUUGUGCCUCCCCACCUGGGCUACGGCAGCAUCGGUGUGGCGGGGCUCAUUCCCCCGGAUGCCACCCUGUACUUCGAUGUGGUCCUGCUGGAUGUGUGGAACAAGGCAGACACGGUGCAGGUGAGCACCUUGCUGCACCCAGCCCACUGUCCCCGCACGGUCCAGGACAGCGACUUUGUCCGCUACCACUACAAUGGCACGCUGCUGGAUGGCACUGCCUUUGACACCAGCUACAGUAGGGGCGGCACUUAUGACACCUACAUCGGCUCUGGCUGGCUGAUCAAGGGCAUGGAUCAGGGGCUGCUGGGCAUGUGUCCUGGAGAGAGAAGAAAGAUCAUCAUCCCUCCGUUCCUGGCCUAUGGCGAGAAAGGCUAUGGGACUGUGAUCCCCCCACAGGCCUCCCUGGUCUUCCACGUGCUACUGAUUGAUGUCCACAAUCCGAAGGACACCGUCCAGCUGGAGACACUGGAGCUACCUCCUGGCUGCGUCCGGAGAGCUGUGGCUGGAGACUUCAUGCGUUACCACUACAAUGGCUCACUGAUGGACGGCACCCUCUUUGAUUCCAGCUACUCCCGCAACCACACCUACAACACCUAUGUGGGGCGGGGCUACAUCAUCCCAGGGAUGGACCAGGGGCUGCAGGGCGCCUGCAUGGGGGAGCGCCGGAGGAUCACCAUACCCCCCCACCUCGCCUAUGGGGAGAACGGGACUGGUAGGCAUGUCCCUGUGCUCGCGUUCUCCGCCUUCAUCAAAGCUCAAGUCAGUGAGGGCAAAGGACGCCUCAUGCCUGGGCAGGACCCAGAGAAGACCAUAGCAGACAUGUUCCAGAACCAGGACCGCAACCAGGAUGGCAAGAUCACUGUCGAGGAGCUCAAACUGAAGUCAGACGAAGACCAGGAGCGAGUCCAUGAGGAGCUCUGA